ACGGAAUUCAAGCGCCGUGAUGGCUAUCUGAACGGGACUUCUAUGGAGGAGUCCGCCGCAAGACGCACCACGGGUCUUACCUCGCGUCUUCUGACCCAUCCGCUGACUGAGGAUGUCGAACAGAUCUAUGGGUAUGAUAACCGCGGGGGCACACAGCUUCAUGGGCUUAAUGACGGUCUUGUGCCCUAG
Messenger RNA from Dibothriocephalus latus, 189 nucleotides. NCBI's taxonomy places the organism in Eukaryota, Metazoa, Platyhelminthes, Cestoda, Diphyllobothriidea, Diphyllobothriidae. The record is from the annotation of a GenBank genome assembly.